CUCCUCAACUCUCUCAAGCUGGUUGAAUUUGUACCUGUUUGUCCGUUGCAACAUACCCCGCAAGAUCUCCCCGCUCACCCGGUAACUUUCAAGUUCUUCCUGGCACAACAUCAGUAUCAUGAAUCUUGCUGGUCACUGAGCUCCGUAGUAUAUCUUUCACCACAUCAGCACAGCGCUGCGCCUCACCGCCGCAGUACAGGACGACUCGAAAGGCGCGACGGUGGCGCGUCCAGUGACACAUCAAGCCACCCCCUCCGGACCUGCUCUAAGCAGCCAUGGCGGCAUACUUCUUCGCAUCACCCGUGGACGUGGACAUCAAGCUCGAGGGCGAAGACGAGCGCAAGAAGGUGGACCUUAAACUUGAGAAGGAGCGCGCCAUAUCAUGUCCGGUAUACUAUGACGGAGACGCGGUCUCGGGGCAGGUGACCGUGCGUGUGCGCGACGGGAAGCGGCUGGCGCACGAGGGCAUCAAGGUGGAGUUUAUUGGCAGCAUAGAGCUAUUCUACGAUCGUGGGCACCAUCAUGAGUUCCUCUCAUUAUCCCAAGAGCUCGCCGCACCAGGGGAGAUGCGUGCAGCACAGACAUUCGACUUCCUUUUCAAGAACGUCGAGAAGCAGUAUGAGAGCUACCAGGGGAUCAACGUCAAGCUACGGUACCUCGUCCGUGUGACGAUCUCGAGGCGAAUAGCGGACGUGACGAAGGAGCAGGAGUUAUGGGUGCACUCGUUUCGCAUGCCGCCCGACAGCAACAACUCGAUCAAGAUGGAAGUAGGCAUCGAGGACUGUCUCCACAUCGAGUUCGAAUACAACAAAUCCAAAUACCACCUGAAAGACGUCAUCGUGGGCAAGAUUUACUUCCUGCUCGUGCGCAUCAAGAUCAAGCACAUGGAGCUCUCCAUCAUCCGCCGCGAGACGACCGGCGCGCCGCCGAACCAGUACAACGAGAGCGAGACCAUCACGAAGUUCGAGAUCAUGGACGGUGCUCCCGUGCGAGGGGAGACGAUCCCAAUACGGUUGUUCCUGGGUGGGUUCGAGCUGACGCCGACGUUCCGGGAAGUGAACAAGAAGUUCAGCGUGCGGUACUACCUCAACCUCGUCCUCAUCGACGAGGAGAACCGGAGGUACUUCAAGCAGCAGGAAAUCACUAUUUUCCGUAUUCCAGAGAACUGACGAGGACGGACUCUGUGUACUUAUUAUACGUAUUGAUUAUUCUGGAACUCGCCUCUCCCUGUUUUGAGAAAUUUGUUCUCAUUGUUCCUUCUAUGCUGAUGGUCGUGUUUUCAUCGCGGUCUGUUUGUAACACCGAGGGUGCCUUGACUAAAGCCUACAUAUCAAAAUGGUCUCCGACGCCAGUCAACCUCAAGCUAAGUAUCUCUGACCAUCCCGAGAUGAUGUGCCCAAGCAAACUGUACCUGUGACUGAAGAUGUGCAUAACUCAUAGUACCACAGUAUUGAAAUAUUGGAGUUAAG
This is a messenger RNA of Fomitopsis serialis, 1469 nucleotides long. RefSeq names its product vacuolar protein sorting-associated protein 26. NCBI's taxonomy places the organism in Eukaryota, Fungi, Basidiomycota, Agaricomycetes, Polyporales, Fomitopsidaceae. The record is from RefSeq and is a predicted model, not a curated record. The transcript has 8 exons. Gene Ontology annotation, biological process: retrograde transport, endosome to Golgi; intracellular protein transport. Gene Ontology annotation, cellular component: endosome; retromer complex. Bases 276 to 1169 code for a protein of 297 amino acids.